Molecule: messenger RNA, 675 nt
Organism: Penicillium crustosum
Lineage: Eukaryota; Fungi; Ascomycota; Eurotiomycetes; Eurotiales; Aspergillaceae
Exons: 2
Coding region: 1-675 (224 amino acids)
Source: RefSeq, a predicted model, not a curated record
AUGGCGUGGUUACACCUUCCUCUACUCCUAACGUCAGACACCGACGAAUUCUAUUAUUAUAAUCGGCAAACCUGUCUCCACGCCUGCCGCAACGUCAUCGCUUGCUAUGUCAAUAUCCGACGCACUGCCGAAGACGGCUUUCAGUCGAGGGUUCUUGAUUUCCAAGCCCUCACUGCCGCAAUGACAAUCAUUAUCAAUGCACUCAUACCAUAUACCGCACAUGACUUCACCAAAGAGGAUUACCUAGCUCUCGACCGGGUUAACGCUCCUCUUGACAAGAUUAUAACUCGCGCGUUACACGUUUUGAAGCUUAUCAAGGCGGUAGGAAUGGGGACCGAACCCGCGCGACUUGACGAAUCUGAAGGAAACCAAUACAAGAAUGGAAGGCCCAGUCGCAUCAAGCUGGAUAUUCCCUAUUUCGGCACGAUAUACCUCGAACGUCGUACCAUACUCAAUUAUUCAACUAGAAAUAUCGCUGCGAUUAGUAUGUUGCCGACAGCCAUGCCCAGCACUACUCUUGGGCAAUACUACCCAUCAUCCUCAUGGAUGAGCACGAUCUCGGACCCUAGUUAUGCAAAAGAGCAGAUUGCAGAAACUGCACAAUGGGCGGAUACCAGCUUGACCUUCGAUCCGCCUACCGAGUUUUGGGCUCUCAAUUCUGAGUUCACGUUUUAG